AUGAGGGAGGAAGAAGUCGAAUUCAAGAGGGAGGAAGUAGUCGAUUUCAGGAGGAAGAAGUCGAAUUCAAGAGGGAUGGAUUUCAUCGAAUUCAGGAGGGAUGGAUUUCAGGAGGGAGAGAUCGUGGGUGGGGCUCACGAGGGAAAGGAUUUGAAUGUCCUCCAAGUUGAAAUCCAGAAAAGCCUCUCAGUCUCAGGGACGAAAUUCCUCAUUGUUUUGGACGAUGUCUGGGACAAGGAGGAUGCGGCAUUACAUGACUGUUGGACUCUCCUGCGAAGGCCAUUCGAGUCAGGCAAAGCGAAAGGUAGUAAAAUCAUAGUCACAACUCGAUUCCAGUCCGUUGCAUCUGUCAUGAAGAGUUGGACCGCCCCAGUGCACAUAUUGCAUGCGCUGUCCCCCAAUGAUUGUCGGGCUUUGCUGGCUUACCAUGCGCUAGGUGCGGUCAACUUCAAUGAUCACCCUGAUCUGAGGCCUGAGGGUGAGAAGAUAGCUGAGAAAUGUGCAGGCUUGCCUCUGGCAGCAAAGACUGUUGGGGGUGUGCUACGGUCAAGAUAUGAACUCAGCGAGUGGAAAGCCAUUUGCUUUGUGUAUUGCGCGGUAUUCCCCAAGGACUAUGAAUUCGACAAGGAUGGUUUGAUCUCAUUGUGGAUGGCCGAGAAUCUUUUGGGGAGGCCGCGUUCAGAGGAGACCAUGCGAGAUCUUGGCUUGAGAUGUUUCCGUGAACUAUUGAGUAGAUCAUUCUUUCAACCAUCCAGCAGGCAAGAAUCGUCGUUUGUUAUGCAUGAUCUCUUGAGCGACUUAGCGGCAUCGGUUGCAGGGGAGUUCUGCUUGAGUUUAGGGGAAGGUCAGUUGGACUCUUGCAAAGAGAAGAAAAGUCUCGAAAAGGUACGACACUUGUCACUUAAUCCCCACCGUUACGAGGUAUCAGGUAGGUUUGAAGGGUUUCAUUGCCUAAGGGGAUUGCGAACCUUCCUAGCACUAUACUCUAGUAAGUGCUUAUAUAAUUAUGUCGCCGACAAGGUGAUAGAUGAUGUGCUUCGACACCAAAGGAUUUUAAGGGUCCUUUCUUUAUACGGCUACCAAAUUAGUGAAGUGCCGAAUUGCAUUGGGAGUUUGAGGCAUUUGCGUUAUCUUAAUCUUUCGGGUAGUUGUAUAAAAUGCCUUCCUAGUUCCAUGUCUACUCUAUACAACUUGGAGACCUUGAUACUAAGAGAUUGUCGAGAAUUGGUGGAAUUGCCGAGUUGGAUCAACAAGCUAAUUAACCUGAGGUGUCUCGAUAUUAGCGAAACCUGGUUUUUGAGGAAGAUGCCAAGAGGGAUCUGCAAUUUGGUUAAGCUGGAGAUACUCCCGAAAUUCAUUGUUGGGGGUAAAGAUGGACCAAAGCUUAAAGAAUUGAAGCACCUGCAGUUCCUUCGUGAGGAGCUUACUGUUGAAGGUUUGUGUAAUGUGGGAGAAGUCGGAGAUGCAACGGAAGCUGCUUUGAAUGCUAAGACAGGGUUGACUUCUUUGAUUUUGAGGUGGGGGAAGGAUGAAGGCCCUGCUAGUGCAAGAGAUGCGGAAAAUCAAAUGCAGAUCCUUAGUUGGCUUCAACCCCAUGCUAACAUAAAGAAUCUCGAGAUUGGUGGUUACGGAGGUACAAAGUUGCCUUCUUGGAUCGGAGGUCUCUCAUUUGUUCACUUAGAACAAGUGAGGUUGUGUAAUUGCAGAAAGACAGAGAUGCUACCAUCGCUUGGGGUUCUGCCUCAGCUGAAGGAAGUGGAAGUUCGACGUAUGGAUGCGAUAUGUGCUGUGGGACCUGAAUUUUGUGGAAAUAUGGUGAAGCCUUUUCCAUCUUUAGAGAAAUUGGUUUUUGUUGAGAUGCACGCAUUGGAGCGAUGGUCUUUCUCAACUGGCAGCGAUGGGGAAAACAAUCCAUUUCCCCGGCUAUCUAAGCUGAGCCUGGAAGAUUGUCCAAAGUUGAUGAUCAUUGAAGGGUGGCCGAGUCAAUUUCUAGCACUUGUAAAGCUUGUAAUUAAAGAGUGUCCACUUCUAGAGACUCCACUUGCUACCGUCGCUUUGCCAUCUCUCGAAGAGGGUGAGUUUAGAGAUUGUGAUGGGAGAAUGGUGAGAGGUGUAGUUAGCAUAAGCUCAUCUAUUAAGUGUCUCAUCAUGGUUAAAAUUGCAAGGAUUUCCGAGCUGGUAAGUUUCUUGCAAGGAGGUUCCCUGAACUCCUUGACAUCACUUCAGGAGCUCUGGAUAGACAGGUGCGAUGAAUUAACGUGCAUGUGGGAGGAAAAAGAUGGAGGUGCAGUAGGUAUUAAUCGCAACCGUGCUCUGAAGCGUCUGAGAAUAGAAGGAUGUCAUAGGCUAGUGAAGAUCGGGGCACUUCCACCUAAUCUCGAAGAUCUGCAUCUGAAAGAUUGUUUGAAUCUAGAAGAGCUACCGAACGACAUGCCAAGCUCUCUCAGAGUGAUGAGGAUUUGGGAAUGCUCGAAGGUCAGGUCAUUGCGAUUGCCGGUGGAGGGGAUGACGACAUGCAGUCUCGACUGUGAUGAUGGCUCGAGCAGAAGCAGUGGCAGCGGAGGAAAUAGUAGUGCGACGAGACCUCCCUCUCAGCUUCAAGAACUGAGUAUCUUGGUGUGUCCUGCUCUUAUGUCCUCCGACUUCCUCAACGAUAAUGCGAAGCAGCUGGUGGUCCCGAGUCUGAAGAAACUUGAAAUAUGGGGAAGUGGGGUAUUGGGGCCGUCUCUGGAAGGGACAACAAUAGUGGGCCUUGAGGAGAUUUAUAUCACAGGCUGUGAGAUGUUGAAGAGCUUAACCCCACACUUCCAAAGGUCGUUCACCCGUCUCACCAAAUUGUAUCUACGGGACUGUCCAGCUCUAGAGUUAGAGUGCUUCCCGCAGCUUCCAGACACCCUGCGUGGGCUUUCUAUUAGAUAUUGCCCAGGGAUCAAGUCUCUCCCGCAGCAGAUGCACGCUCACCCGUCCCUGCGAGAGCUAGAGAUCCGGAGUUGUACGGGUAUCGCGUCCUUCCCAGAGGAGGGUCUGCCACCUAACCUGGAGAGUCUCACUGUCUCAAACUGUGAGAAUCUGAACCAGCCCAUGUUCAAGUGGGGCUUGAAGCGAACCACUGCCUUACGGGGUCUGAGGAUUGAUGGGAAGAUAGGGUGCCUCGUAGGGAUGAAUUCGUUUCCUCCACCACCAGAUCAUGGAGAAGAAGAUGAGGGACAGGGACCGGGGAAAGGAGGCUGGCACGUGCUCCCUCACAGCCUCACUAGUCUUAGAGUUAACUAUCAGAAGAGCCUGGUGACUCUAUCCAGUGGGAUGCAAAGCCACCUCGCUUGUCUACAAGAAUUAAGUAUUUGGGACUGCCCAAAGCUCAAGUUCUUACCGUGCGAAGGAUUCCCAACCUCCCUCUGUAGGCUUGAACUCGGAGGGUGCAGUGAAGAUUUGGUAAAGAGAUGCUCAAAGGGAGGAGGUGGUGGAAAUUAUUUCCUUUUCAUUGAACGGAUCCCCCUAGUCACCAUCUUCUGUCUCUGA
Molecule: messenger RNA, 3519 nt
Organism: Punica granatum (pomegranate)
Lineage: Eukaryota; Viridiplantae; Streptophyta; Magnoliopsida; Myrtales; Lythraceae
Source: RefSeq, a predicted model, not a curated record